Messenger RNA from Lachancea thermotolerans CBS 6340, 1521 nucleotides. It is a transcript of the gene TFB2, whose product is annotated as TFIIH/NER complex subunit TFB2. The transcript has a single exon. The record is from RefSeq and is a predicted model, not a curated record. The coding region runs from base 1 to 1521 and encodes 506 amino acids. Lineage: Eukaryota; Fungi; Ascomycota; Saccharomycetes; Saccharomycetales; Saccharomycetaceae. Gene Ontology annotation, molecular function: ATPase activator activity; double-stranded DNA binding. Gene Ontology annotation, cellular component: transcription factor TFIIH core complex; transcription factor TFIIH holo complex. Gene Ontology annotation, biological process: nucleotide-excision repair.
AUGUCAAGCACGCUUUUCAAGGCCACUGUGACUGAAUACCUACAAGAACUACCAGCGCAGGUUCACUCAAGGCUUUACAGCUCUCCCGCCACAUGUUUAGCAAUCUAUAGGCUGCUUCCAAAGUUGGCCAAAUUCUUCAUCAUGUCUCUGGUGUUCAACGAAACUGAUGCAUCGCUUCGAGACCUAGACAGGUGGGUUAAGAGUGGCGGAAAGUAUCAGUUCAACGAAGCAAUCAAGUCGAUGAAGUCUCUACAUUUGCUAAUAGAAGGGAACUCUGGCCAACCCUUCAUGAUCAACCUGAACCCAAUAUUUAGGAGCAGCUUCAGAAACGCCUUAACCGGUGGGGAAGUCAACAAUUCAUUUGGAAAUGUUGUCGAGGAUGAAAACGAGACUGUUCAUACUAGUAUACUUGAUCAGUAUGCUGCAAAUAAAUGGGAAACAAUAUUGCACUUUAUGGUGGGUACGCCACUAACGCAGACGCCUUCCAGAAACGUUCUUUCUUUGCUGCAACACAGUAAACUCAUGGAGGAAAGCAGCUCUGGAGAACUUCAAAUUACCAAUGAAGGCUUUCAGUUUUUGCUGCAGGAUGCUAACGCCCAAAUUUGGGCUUUGCUACUUCAAUACCUAAGGCUGGCAGAAACUUUACAAAUGGACCCCGUAGAUGUGCUAAACUUUAUUUUUAUGCUUGGCGCCCUUGAGUUGGGAAAGGCAUAUAGCGAUACAAACUUGAGUGAUACCCAAAAAAUCAUGCUCCAAGACAUGCGCGACUACGGCCUUGUUUUCCAAAAAGCCUCUAAUACACACAAAUUUUAUCCCACAAGACUGACAGCUAUGCUGACAUCAGACACGUCAAGUAUUCGUAGCGCUUCGGGUGCAAUGAACAGCGUCUUGAGUCAGGGCACCAGCAGCUCUAAGGAAGAAGCUGCCGCUGUCGCAGAAACUGACGAAGAAACUGCUCAAGUUGGAGGAACUACUCAGAACAUCCCCGAUGGGGCUGUCAUUUUGGAGACGAACUUCAAGCUCUAUUCUUAUUCAAACUCGCCGCUUCAAAUUGCUGUUCUGAGCCUCUUUGUACAUUUGAAGUCCAGGUUCAGCAACAUGGUUACGGGCCAGAUUACAAGAGAGUCUAUUAGACGAGCACUGCACAACGGUAUAACGGCUGACCAGAUCAUAGCUUAUAUGGAAACUCACGCUCAUCCACAGAUGAGGAGACUGGCGGAGCAGACACUUGACAAAAAAAUGGAACUCGAUCCAAAUUGUAAUGAAGGGUUGCAGAUCUUGCCCCCGACGGUAGUGGACCAAAUAAAAUUAUGGCAGCUGGAGCUUGAUAGAAUUAUCAGCUACGAUGGUUACCUUUUCACUGACUUCGAGAAUUUCCAAGAGUAUAAUAUGCUGAGCAGUUAUGCAAAAGAUAUUGGCGUCCUUCUGUGGAGUGAUGAUAAAAAGAAGAGAUUUUUUGUAUCUCAAGAAGGAAACUCUCAAGUCAUAGACUAUGCAAAGCGUAAAUUAAAGAAGAAAUAG